GUGGAAAGAAGAGAAGGAGAAGGAUAAAACGGAGAGGACAUCAGAAGUCGCGUAGGUGUCGUUUGGUUGUUCUUCCGAUUUUUGAAUUUCAGCUUCCUUUUCUCUAAGACUCGCCACGAACCUCCUCCUUGAAUUUAUUCUCCUUCUUUUCCCUUUGCUAAUCGGAUGAAAAGGGUGCGAAACUAGCUCACAGGGUCAAAUUUUGCGCUAUUUGAAUCCGAGGUUUAUAACUCUCAUUGGCUGAUUCAUUCAUUCACUCAUUUCGUAUCCAUGUCGCUCCGUAGACGGACUUUGCUUAAGGUUAUCGUUCUCGGUGAUAGCGGGGUUGGUAAGACGUCGUUGAUGAAUCAAUAUGUGCAUAAGAAGUUCAGUCAGCAAUAUAAAGCUACAAUUGGUGCUGAUUUUGUCACCAAGGAACUUCAAAUUGAUGACAGGCUUGUCACACUACAAAUAUGGGACACGGCCGGACAAGAGAGGUUUCAAAGUCUUGGAGUUGCAUUCUAUAGAGGGGCAGAUUGCUGUGUUCUAGUCUAUGAUGUUAACGUGAUGAAGUCAUUCGACACACUUGACAAUUGGCAUGAUGAGUUUCUCAGACAGGCAAACCCAUCUGACCCCAGGACGUUCCCAUUCAUAUUACUCGGAAAUAAGAUCGACAUUGAUGGUGGGAAUAGUCGAGUGGUCUCUGAGAAGAAAGCUAGGGAAUGGUGUGCUUCAAAAGAUAAUAUUCCUUACUUCGAGACAUCGGCUAAAGAAGACUACAACGUUGACGCUGCUUUCUUAUGCAUUGCCAAGACUGCAUUAGCCAACGAACACGAACAGGAUAUCAGAUAUUUUCAAGGAAUCCCCGAAACCAUUGUGGAGACCGAGCAAAGGAGUGGCUGUGCAUGCUGAAUUUAGGAACUGAGAGACUCGGGAGCUCUCGUUCCCGGCCUUUUGGUUCGAAUUCUUACACAAUUUUUCUGGCAUUGUGAUUCAUAGCUAAUCUUUUGAUUGCAGACCACCACCCUCUGUUCCAUAACCUAACCAGAGAGACUUGAAUUUCAUGUUAUUUUUUUGUUGAAGAAAUUAGCUUUCUUUUUGGUUAGGUAAGAACUUCGGGGAACUCUGAGUUUGUAGGAUCCAUUAUUUCAAGGAUCCUCACCAAUUCAGUGUUCCUGAGUUAAUAGUUCCUUUUUUGUUUCUUUCUUGGGGUUGAGAAGAACACAAUGGUGAUUAUCUCAUGUUCAGCUCGUUUCUUUGAUGUAUUUUAUUCUUAAUUCUCUUGUGGC
This is a messenger RNA of Cucurbita moschata (crookneck pumpkin), 1268 nucleotides long. RefSeq names its product ras-related protein Rab7. The record is from RefSeq and is a predicted model, not a curated record. Gene Ontology annotation, molecular function: GTP binding; GTPase activity. Gene Ontology annotation, cellular component: vacuolar membrane. The transcript has 8 exons. NCBI's taxonomy places the organism in Eukaryota, Viridiplantae, Streptophyta, Magnoliopsida, Cucurbitales, Cucurbitaceae. Bases 271 to 891 code for a protein of 206 amino acids.